Molecule: messenger RNA, 813 nt
Organism: Saprolegnia diclina VS20
Lineage: Eukaryota; Oomycota; Saprolegniomycetes; Saprolegniales; Saprolegniaceae
Exons: 4
Coding region: 1-813 (270 amino acids)
Source: RefSeq, a predicted model, not a curated record
AUGGACGACUUCUUCCUGCGCCAUGACGUCUACAAGGACCGCGACGCAGACGAGCUCGGCGGCAAGGUCAACUCGGACUCGGAAGCGAGCGACGAAGAGCCAUCGCUGCCCGCCUCCGCUGCCGACCCGACGGGGCCGUGGUCCCAAGCCAAGUACGCGCGGCAAGGCAAGCGCCGAACCUUCACGCCUGCUACGCACACGGGACCAAAGGGCGUCUUGACCGACUACAGAGCGUACAAGCAAGCCAAGGCCGCCGAGCGCCGGCAGAACGAGGCGGUGCGCACGGCGGUGAUGAACCGUAUCGCCAAGGGCCACACAGUGCCGGCCGUCGCAGCCAACAACCCGACAGGAUUGAGCGACAACGACUCGGACGCCGACUUGAGCGACUUGAGCGACGACGAAAUGAUGAAGGAAUAUUGCGCCAAGCGCAUGCUCGAGAUGACGAUGGCCGAGCGGGACGGGCGGCCUGCCUUUGGUACCCUGCAGUACUCGGACCCGUUUGGCUUUGUCGAUACCGUUGACGCCGCCGACGCCCGCGUGCACGUCAUCGUCCACAUGUGCGACGAGCGCAACCAAGUGUGCGUGGCGAUCAACCACUGCCUCGAGCAGCUUUGCCUGGCGUACGUCCACACGCAGUUUCUCGUCGUCGACGCCAAGCAGGCCGAUGCGACUUUUGACGCGAGCGACUUGCCGAUCUUCAUGGUGUACAAGGGCGGCGCCCAAGUCGAGAGUCUCGUCCACGUCUUCAAGCAGCUCCAAGGCACCAUCUCGACCGAGCGUCUCGCAUCCCUUCUGUCGCCAUAUCUCGGCUAG